GUCCCGUGCAUUGAGCUCUGGCAAGUUGCCAUUCUACCAAGUGAACUUCAUUAGCAGGCGUACAAAAAGUACAACUUGCUUGCUAUAUGACAAGCUUGUGAGUAUUUGCUUGUUAGUCACGUGAAAUCGUUAACGACUCACAGGAGCCUUGCGGAGGGGCUGUGUGAACAUCGGCGCCUAAUGCGGCGGCGGAUAGCUCAUCUCAAGAUGAUGAUGUCGCUGGAGCCUACUGGUAACAGCAUUCGAUAUCUAAUUCCGCGUUGGAGAAAUUUCUACAAAUACAAACACAGCUUCGUCUUGCCUCGAUCCCUAUAGCCGGAAUCAUGGCGACUCUUGAGAAAUCUCCUUUCGCGAACGAUGAAUAUACCGUCGGGUGGGUUUGUGCUCUUCCAAUCGAGUUUGCAGCAGCGAGGGGAAUGAUAGACGAGGAGCACGGACAACCACAGUCUGCACCAGCCGAGUCAGAUAAGAAUUCAUACUUUUUGGGCUCCAUGGGUAAGUUCAAAACCGUGGUAGCCUGCCUCCCCCUACAUCAGCUUGGGUCUCCUCAUGCUGUAGCUGCGGCAAAAGAAAUGCUCUUUACUUUUCCAAAGAUCCGGGUGGGACUGCUCGUCGGAACUGGCGCAGGAAUUCCAGACAUCGACAAUGACCUGGACAUUCGUCUUGGUGAUGUUGUCAUUGGGAGUAGCCCCGGGAGUGGUGGCGUCAUUGUCUAUGACUUUGGGAAGAUACGUGAUGGGGAAUUCGAGAGCCUUUCAGUGUUGAACCGCCCUCCAAAGGCUUUGGGCACUGCCCUAGGGAAGCUUCAGGCUCUCCACGAGAGCAGAGAGAAUAUGGUGGCUCAUUAUGUUGAGGAGAUGUUGGUGAAGCACCCUCUCAUGCGGAAAAACUACACCCAUCCUGGCCAGUCGUCCGAUCGGCUCUUCCAGGCCAAUUACCGUCAUGUUUCUGGUUCUAAGAACUGCAACAAGUGUGAAGCAUCUCAACACGUCGAGCGAGAGCCGCGGCUGGAUGAGAAUCCAGUGAUCCAUUAUGGAACCAUAGCAUCUGGCAAUAAGGUUGUCAAAGAUGCAGCGGUACGCGAUGAAAUACGGGACAGACAUGGGGCAAUGUGUCUGGACAUGGAAGCAGCUGGCUUGAUGAACAACUUUCCAUGUGUUGUGAUUCGUGGGAUCGCAAAUUAUGGAGAUUCUCAUAAGAAUGAUCGCUGGCAAAGGUUUGCGGCAGCAGCAGCGGCAGGCUGUGCAAAAGAACUCAUGCAACAUAUACAGAUGAAUUCCCUUGAUGGGGAGCCUGCAGCAAAGGACCUUCUGAGUCAAGUUCAUGAUGAAAUUGCAAAAAUCAGCAGCUUUGCAAUCACAGGACAAACUAGACAGGUUCUCGAAUGGCUCACUCCUUUGGACUUCGACAAAUGUCAGAAUGAUUACAUGCGAGUUACAGAAGAAGGAACGGGUCUAUGGCUUUUGAAAUCUCCAGAGUUUACGCAGUGGAUGAGCCGUCCAAAUCAAACGCUUUUCUGCCCUGGUAUUCCGGGGGCUGGAAAGACUUGCAUAUCUGCCAUUGUGGUGGAGCAUCUAAGAAAGAAUACACAGGAAAACCCCGAGAUUCAAGCUUGUUAUAUCUUCUGCAGUUACCAACCUAGCCAUCAACAAAGGAAUGCCGAUAUCAUGCUGAACCUUCUCAGACAGCUAGCUGUCAAAGGUUCAAGUCUUCUCGCAAACAUUGAGAACAUACACAAACGACAUUCCCAAGACAGAACAAUCCCGACUGCAGCUGAGAUUGAGUCCGAGAUUUUGAGAACAGCUAAAUCUUAUGAAAUGAUCUAUAUUGCCAUUGAUGCCCUCGAUGAGUACUGCACUUCAGCACCAGACGAGCUGCAUAAUCUGCUCACGCAACUAUUCAAUCUCCAGGAAAACGCCCCUGUCAAUAUAUUUGCGACUUCUCGUUUCAACACGGAGAUCAUGGCUAGAUUUGAAGGAUGUUUGACAAAAGAGAUCCAAGCCCACCCAGAUGAUAUCGAAAAGUACAUCAACCGCAAGCUGCCCGGGUUCCUCUCGAAGAUUUCAUCGGACCCUGAAAUCCAACAAAGCGUUCGUCAUGAGGUGGUGAAGCGUGCAGAUGGAAUGUUCUUACUGGCUAAGCUUGAUAUAGAGCAUCUGAUACAUUGUCCCAGUCGUGGGGCUCUAAAGAAAGCUCUUUUCUCGCCAUCAUAUGACCAGAAAAGCCUUGAAAUGGCCUACCAGAAAGCAAUCACGAGGAUAACGUCACAAAAAGAAGAAUGUUUCCAAAUAGCACGCAGCACUCUGGCUUGGCUGACCUACAGCAGAAGAGCCUUAUUUGCAAAGGAGCUCCAACAUGCCCUUGGUACAGAGCUUGGGAAGACUGAAUUGGAUCCGGACUUUCUACCACCACUUGAUAUUAUCGAUUCUCUGUGUGCAGGUCUGGUGGUGUUUGAUCGGAAUAGCGGCAUAAUCCGUUUAGCCCACUACACAACGAAGGAAUUCCUAAUCGGAAACCAUCUUCUACAGAACGCAGAGACUGAAAUAACGCAGGUGGCCAUCACCUACCUCUCUUUCUCUAGUGGCAGAUCAUCGGAUUCAGGGGAAUACACCCAUCAACAGCAGGAGUACCCCCUUCACCACUAUGUUGCACAACAUUGGAUGUCUCAUGCCUCUGCAGCUCUCGCAGAAUCAAAUCAAUCAGAAAAACUGAUAAAUUUCAUCCUCCAAUUCCUCAACAAAGAAUCCAAUGCCUUCGCAGCUGGUCAGGCUAUGAUAUCGCAGUCAUACCCUAUUCUGGGUGACGAGAAAAAUCAUCCAGUUGCCUAUGGUGGACUGACAGAGAUGACUUCCAGAUACAUCGACUCAAACGAGGAUAUUAUAAAAACCGAGGACUCAGAAUGCAAAACACCACCGCCAUACGCUGCACAAAGAGGCCAUCUAGACGUUGUCGAAUACAUCCUCAAGUCCGGAAAUGUGCGCUUCGAAUAGGAAGGAGCGCUAAGACCAAACACCAUUGCUGCAGACAGUCUAAUGGAUGCAAAGAAUUAGUCGAUAUUUUGUUUUCAUCGGACACUAGAGAUAGUAACUUUGGAUGCUCCUCUCCUCUAUGUGGCGCUACAUUGAGGAUGAGCUGUCAUUUACCUCCAUUUCCGAAAUCCCGUCAUAUUACCCUAGGCCAAUUUGUAAUAUACGUUGGAAACUAUCCACCUUUCCAGUUACUCCUGUGCCCUGGAAAUACUUUUCUGGUCUAGUUAGGGACUUUCAGUCAAUAUAUAUGGAAACCGGU
Molecule: messenger RNA, 3288 nt
Organism: Aspergillus sclerotioniger CBS 115572
Lineage: Eukaryota; Fungi; Ascomycota; Eurotiomycetes; Eurotiales; Aspergillaceae
Product: 5'-methylthioadenosine/S-adenosylhomocysteine nucleosidase family protein
Exons: 4
Coding region: 324-2990 (888 amino acids)
Biological process (GO): nucleoside metabolic process
Molecular function (GO): catalytic activity
Source: RefSeq, a predicted model, not a curated record